AACCAACCAACUACGCUCGUGUCUUGAGCUUCAUCGCAGCUUGAACAUUGCAUUUUAUCCUGCAAAUUUAUUCUUCUCUACUUCCACUUCUAACACAAUCCUCAAUUCUACAUUGCCGACCACGUCAAGCCAUGAAAUUAUAGUCACCGCGACUUCACAACCUCAACGAGCUCCACCGUUUCAAAGCCCCAGCUCGUACGUAACCUUCCACCAUUUCAACUACCCAGCAUACCAAAAUCAAAAGGCUCCAUUCGACGUGUUAUACAAUGGCUCUGCAAACCGCGCCAGGCGGCAAAGUAGACCGCCAAACCACUACUCCAUUUCUUCUCAAGCUCUUCUACCGCACCGGUAGCUUCCACAGACUCGACGAAUUCCACCCCACAGGCCCACUACCACCGCAUCUACAAAUCUACACCUGGUCAUCCUGCACACUGCGCGAGCUUUCGCACCUCUUGACAUCCGCACUGCCUACUCUUCUCCCCGACCCUGUCAUCGGCACGCGACUCGCGUUUCGGCUCAUAUUCCCGGACACGCGGAGCGGCGGGGGCCCGGACGCUGGGCGGCCGGGAGGAGGUCGAUACGUGAGUAAAGAGCUGGGCAGCAUCGUCGUUGGGGCCGGAGGGCCAGGGAUCCUGCCAACAGAAGAUGAAGCGAGCAUUGUAGCGGACGGGCCCAUGGCUGGGGAAUUGGGAGGCGAGCCAGACAAGAGUCUGGGCGACGCGCGGUUCGUGAUUGGCGAUUAUGUUUCCUGCGCAAUAUUCCCGCCGCUCGCGGACGGGUCGGUGGCUCCCGUCCCGGGUCCGAGAGGGCCGGGAGGACCAGGAGGGCUGGGAUUGCCGGGCAGACAAGGGAACAUGAGCGACUUUGGAGGCGGGAGGGGCGGUGUCCUGGGUGGUCCAAGAGAGAAUGGGUUCGGCGGGUUCAGAGUCAGAGGCGGACCGAGAAUGGGCGGCGGCGGUAGCGGCGGAGGCAGUAGCGGUGGUGGUGGAGGAGGCAUUCCAAGCGGAGAGUGGAGAAGAGGCGAAAGAUUACCGGAUGGUCCAGCGGCAGGGGGCGGCCGGUUUUAUGGCCGUGGGAGAGGAAGAGAUUAUUAGGUGUGUGCCAUGGUGUUGGAAGGGGGUAGUAUGGGGAUUAUGGACUCGUUCCCCCUUCUCCAUCUCUCUCUUUUCUUUGAUCAAGUGUAUUAUUUCCCCGCAGGAAGAAACGGCGUACCGGUUUGAUAGUUAGACAUUGCGAAUC
Messenger RNA from Xylona heveae TC161, 1239 nucleotides. RefSeq lists its product as hypothetical. The record is from RefSeq and is a predicted model, not a curated record. The coding region runs from base 267 to 1094 and encodes 275 amino acids. The transcript is spliced from 2 exons. Gene Ontology annotation, biological process: negative regulation of DNA-templated transcription. Gene Ontology annotation, molecular function: transcription corepressor activity; transcription factor binding. Lineage: Eukaryota; Fungi; Ascomycota; Xylonomycetes; Xylonales; Xylonaceae. Gene Ontology annotation, cellular component: nucleus.